Symbiodinium pilosum is the source of this 459-nucleotide messenger RNA. The record is from the annotation of a GenBank genome assembly. NCBI's taxonomy places the organism in Eukaryota, Dinophyceae, Suessiales, Symbiodiniaceae.
GCUGAUGACCUUUUUGCAGACUACCAUCCGGAAGCAGCAGAGGACUUUGAGGAGGACCUGGCAAAGGCUCUCGACCAGAUGGAAGACUCCCCGGAAGAGGCGACCACGGUAGAUAAGCUGGACGACGGCUUGGCCAAGGCCGGGAUUGAGAACGCUGCUCAGGAAGGGAGCGACGAAGCCAAGCCUACAGCAGCAGAGGAUGAUGGCAUGAAGACUAUGGCGACCGAGCUGGACAACUCUCUAGAGGUGGACUUUGAGAAGGAGCUGGAGAAAGCCAUGGAGGAGGUACUGUCGCCCACAGGUGAGAAGGAGCCAGAUUUGGAGGAGGAGCUUGAACGUGUGAUGGAGGAACCCGAUUUGGAGGAGGAGCUUGAACGCGUGAUGGAAGAAGAGUUGGGUGCAGAGGAAGAUGACGCAGAGCCAGCAGAAGAGCCCGAGCUCCGCACUCCAUCCAAAGAG